ACAUCGCUAUCACCGGUCCGCCUCUCUCGUACUUGCCCUUUAACGUCACUAGGCCCCGCCUUUCAGUACGUGACGUUCCCAAGCCACGCCCCUAGAACACGUCACUGGCCCUUGACUGUGCCUGCUAGGUGCCGCCCGGUGUCUCCCGGUGUGUCACCCCCGCCCGGAGCUUCACCAUGGCGGCCAGCGCCAAGCGGAAGCAGGAGGAAAAGCACCUGAAAUUGCUCCGGGAGAUGACCAGCCUCCCGCACAACCGCAAGUGCUUCGACUGUGACCAGCGCGGCCCGACCUACGCCAAUAUGACGGCGGGGGCCUUCGUGUGCACGUCGUGCUCCGGCAUCCUGCGCGGUUUGAACCCACCCCACCGAGUGAAGUCAAUCUCUAUGACCACGUUUACACAGCAAGAAAUAGAAUUCCUUCAGAAGCACGGCAAUGACGUGUGCAAACAGAUCUGGCUAGGAUUAUUUGAUGAUAGGUCUUCUGCUAUCCCAGACUUUAGAGAUCCUCAAAAAGUUAAAGAAUUCCUACAGGAGAAAUAUGAGAAGAAGCGAUGGUAUGUUCCUCCAGAACAAGCCCGGGUGGUGGCCUCUGUUCAUGCCUCGAUAUCUGGGUCCUCUGCGAGUAGCACCAGUAGUACACCAGAAGUAAAACCGUUAAAGACUCUAUUGGGGGAGGCUGCGCCGUCUCUGCAGCUGAACAAGGGGACCCCUAGCCAGUCUCCUGUUGUGGCUCGCAAUCAGGUGCCCCAGCAGCAGCAUCAUCAUCAUCAAGAGAAGAAGCAGUUUGACCUCCUGAGUGACCUUGGAGCGGACAUCUUCGCCACCCCUGCACCGCAGACGGCUGCCACCGCUAACUUUGCCAAUUUUGCAAACUUCAACAGUCAUACAGCUCAAAAUUCUGCCAAUGCAGACUUUGCAAACUUUGAUGCAUUUGGACAGUCUAGUGGUGCCAGUAGUUUUGGAGCGUUCCCCACAUCGAGUCAGACACCCACCCAGCCUUUAAAUACAGCGUUCAGAACGCUCUCUACCAGCUGCAGUUUUGGUGACUUUACGUCUGCUUUCUCUCUGCAGACCUCUUACCGUACAAAUGCAAAUGCAAACUUUGCUCAGUUCGACAACUUUCCUAAGUCCUCCAGUGCCGACUUUGGGGCCUUUAAUUCAACUGGAGCUAGUAAAACGGCUGCUGUUAGUAAACCAAGUCAGCCUUCAGCAGAUAAAUAUGCAGCUCUUGCAGACUUAGACAACAUCUUUGGCAGUGUGCAAGGUGGCAGUGCACAAGGAAGUAGCUUUGGCAGUGCAACAGUCUCCUCUAAACCUGUCCCGGCUGCUCCUGCCCCAACAGAUAACAAUGUUUUUGGAAUCCCAGCUGCAGUCCCUGCAGCGCACACCCACCCACCUCAGUCAGUUGGGGGAGCAUUUGGAGCUUCUGCCUCCACGAAUCCGUUUGUUUCUGCUUCUGUUGCACCUGCCGUAAACCCCUUCCAGACAAAUGGACGAGCGCCUCCAGGGGUCCGUGAUGGUCACACGACCGAGAUGGACUACCCGGGUGCCCCAUUUCACCCAUUCCACCAGACCAGACUGCCGACAGCUGCAGGAGCAUUGGAUGUCUCUUCUUUUGGAACAGCCUCACUAAGCAUGCCCGCUGGGUUCGGGACAUCGGCAUCAUACAGUCUUCCUACCAGCUUUAGUGGCACUUUUCAUCAGCCUGCAUUCCCCCCUCAGACUGCCUUCCCCCAACAGACUGCUUUCUCACAGCAGCCUAAUGGUAAUAUACAAGGAGCUGGUUUUGGUGCGUUUGGUCCAGCAAAGUCAGUGGUUACUCCAUUUGGACAGGUUGCAGCUCCUGCAGUCUCUAGUAAUCCUUUCAUGGCCGGGGCACCCUCGGGACAGUUUCCAGCAGGAAGUUCAUCGACAAAUCCUUUCUUAUAGCCUUAGACUAACACAGGAGCUUACCAGGCAUCACCGUACAUGUACUGCCUCUUGCACUGUUUGUCUUGUUUAACCAGCGUAAGCUUUAAACACAGGGAGUUCUUUCAGAGCCUGCAAUUAUAUUUUUUUUUUUGUAUUUAAACAAAAAAAAAAAAGGAAGAAAACAAGGUAAUAUGUGCAAUUGGGAAGCCUUUUCUGUUUUCAUUCAAUCUGUUGGCUGCCCAGAGGAUAUCAAGUCCUGGGGCAGCCAAGGGGUUAAUUGAAGGCGUAUCAUGUAUAUUAAAUUUGGUAAGUUAUUGCAGAUUCCAUAUUCGUUAAGCUGCAGUACUGUAUAUAUUUCUUUUUUUCUUAGGGUCUAGGUAAUUAUUCAUAUCAGUAUUUCUAACUCAUAACACUUUAUGCUAUGUGAAAGAGCAAACAAGUCCACCUAUAACUGAAAAAGACUUUAAUCAUUUUAGCAAUCCGGCUUGAUGGGAUGUGGCAGUUCAAUGUUAAAUGAUGAAAAUCUAUACAUUUUAUUCACACAAAAAAAUGAAAAGAAAACAAUCCCACAAACUUUUACUUUGCCCAAUAAAGCUAUUUGUUUCUAUACGCCUAAAAUAUCCAUAUUGAGGACUCAUUUCUGCAUAAUAAAGCUAAUAAUGUUUUGCUACAGUUUGCAGGUGAAAAAAUAUUAAAAUAUUAGAAAAAUG
This is a messenger RNA of Bufo gargarizans (Asiatic toad), 2620 nucleotides long. RefSeq names its product ArfGAP with FG repeats 1 (gene AGFG1). Gene Ontology annotation, molecular function: GTPase activator activity. Lineage: Eukaryota; Metazoa; Chordata; Amphibia; Anura; Bufonidae. The transcript is spliced from 15 exons. The record is from RefSeq and is a predicted model, not a curated record. The coding region runs from base 177 to 1928 and encodes 583 amino acids. Gene Ontology annotation, cellular component: cytoplasmic vesicle.